Messenger RNA from Gymnodraco acuticeps, 2071 nucleotides. Its product is annotated as interferon-induced GTP-binding protein Mx-like. Gene Ontology annotation, biological process: defense response to virus. The transcript has 12 exons. The coding region runs from base 117 to 1994 and encodes 625 amino acids. Gene Ontology annotation, cellular component: cytoplasm; membrane; microtubule. Lineage: Eukaryota; Metazoa; Chordata; Actinopteri; Perciformes; Bathydraconidae. Gene Ontology annotation, molecular function: GTP binding; microtubule binding; GTPase activity. The record is from RefSeq and is a predicted model, not a curated record.
UAAUUGCACAGGCUACUGGCAGCUCGCAUCCGACACACUCAAAUCUCAGCAUCCGACCUGCUGCUACUGCAGAUUCAACCAAGAACUUUAUUGACAGGAUAGAAGAAGUCAUCAUUAUGAACACCCUGAACCAACAGUAUGAGGAGAAGGUGCGUCCCUGCAUCGACCUCAUCGACUCUCUUCGCUCUCUGGGUGUAGAGAAGGACUUGGCUCUGCCUGCUAUCGCCGUCAUUGGAGACCAAAGCUCGGGGAAGAGCUCCGUGCUGGAGGCGCUGUCAGGGGUGGCUCUACCAAGAGGAAGUGGCAUUGUGACAAGAUGUCCUCUCGAACUGAAGAUGAAGAGAAAGAAAGAAGGAGAGGAGUGGUACGGGAAGAUAAGCUACCAGGACUUUGAGGAAGAGAUAGACGACCCCGUAGAUGUGGAGAAAAAGAUCAGACAAGCUCAGGAUGAAAUAGCUGGACUAGGGGUGGGGAUCAGUGAUGAACUCAUCAGUCUGGAGAUCGCCUCUCCUGAUGUUCCCGACCUGACGCUCAUUGACCUGCCCGGCAUCACCAGGGUGGCUGUAAAGGGACAGGAUGCAAACAUUGGAGACAGGAUAAAGAGCAUGAUACAGAAGUUCAUCAGAAGACAAGAAACCAUCAGCUUGGUGGUUGUCCCCUGCAAUGUGGACAUAGCAACCACAGAAGCUUUGAAGAUGGCCCAGGAAGUGGAUCCUGAAGGAGAGAGGACUCUGGGUAUCUUGACCAAGCCUGACCUGGUGGACAGAGGCACAGAAGAGAGCGUUGUGGAAAUUGUCAAUAAUGAAGUCAUCCACCUGAAGAAAGGCUACAUGAUCGUCAAGUGCCGGGGUCAGAAGGAGAUCACAGAGAAAGUGUCUCUUACUGAAGCGAUAGAAAGAGAGAAAACCUUCUUCAGUGAUCAUGCAUUUUUCCACUCUCUCUAUAAUGAUGGCCAUGCUACUAUUCCCAAACUGGCUGAGAAACUCACACUGGAGCUUGUGCAUCACAUUGAGAAAUCUCUGCCUCGACUGGAAGAGCAAAUAGAGGAGAAACUAGCAGAGACUCAGGCACAGCUAGAGAGAUAUGGCAACGGCCCCCCGUCAGACACAGCCGAAAGAAUCUACUACCUCCUUGAUAAAGUGACUGCAUUCACUCACGAUGCCAUCAACCUGACUACAGGAGAGGAACUCAAGUGUGGAGACAGGUUCAAUGUCUUCUGCAUGCUCAGAAAUGAGUUUGGGAAGUGGAACAACCACCUGCUCCACUCAGGAGAAAAGUUUAACAAAAAGAUUGAGAAAGAGGUGGAGGAAUACGAAGCGACGUAUCGUGGAAGAGAACUGCCGGGCUUCAUCAACUACAAGACCUUUGAGACCAUGGUCAAGGACCAGAUCAAACAGCUGGAGGAGCCCGCUGUGAAAAAACUCAAGGAUGUUGGAGAUGCUGUCAGGAAGGUGUUCAUACAGCUUGCCCAGAGCAGCUUCAUUGGAUAUCCGAACCUGGUCAAAAUAGCCAAGGCAAAGAUCGAAGCCAUCAAGCAAGAAAAAGAGUCCGCUGCUGAAUCCAUGCUGAGAACUCAGUUCAAGAUGGAGCUGAUUGUUUACUCUCAGGACAGGACCUACAGCAGCAGUUUGAGUGAGUGCAAGAGAGAGGAAGAGGAGGAGGAAGCUGCAACUUCUAUCCAAAAACAUAAAGAAAGGAGUUUGGUGUACAGCAAAGAUAAUCAUGCUACACUUCAGGAGCUGAUGACGCACCUUAAAUCUUAUUACAAAAUUGCCAGCCAGCGUCUGGCUGACCAGAUCCCACUGGUGAUCCGCUACCAGAUGUUGCAGGAGUCUGCCGUUGCCCUGGAGAGGGAGAUGCUGAUGAUGAUCCAAGAUAAGGAGAAUUUGGAGCUAUACCUGAAGGAGGAUUGCGACAUUGGCACGCAGAGGGCUGGUUUGCAGAGUCGCCUUAAACGCCUCAUGAAGGCUCGCACAUAUUUGGUGGAGUUCUAGAGGGGGUCAAGCUCUCAACUAUCGGUACGAGUCUACUGAACCUCUUUUCAAUAUAAAAUACACUUCCCUUGUUGUUA